AUGGAUGGCGAUCCGAGUGUCGAGCCUGGUCUUGAUGGCUUCAGUCGUAUUCUUCCCCUCCCCUAUCGAGUCGCAAUAAUCCUUGUCUGCGGAAUAUGGGCAUGGGGCUUGAACUUGCACUACCUCUACUUCGUCAAGAUUGACGUCCCUGCGCUCAUACGAUAUUCUACCAGGACGACACAACGGCAUAUUCCGCAUCAUCACUCUACCUAUCGACUGGCUACCUUUCUCACAAUUCCACUCGCCGUAUCAUUCUUUUUCUUCUGGACCAUUACUGGUGGAGAGAAGGAGAUUGUGAGGCAAUGGCAGAUCCUUCCUCAGUCGUAUCUGGUGUUUUUCGCUCUUUGCUUCAUCGUGCCGAUUCAACGCAUGUCGCAUAAUGGACGGUCGAGGUUCGUACAAACGCUCAAAAGAGUUAGUAUUGGUGGUCUUGCACAGAUACAGGAUGGAAAAUUCGGCGACAUUUUGCUUGCUGAUGUCCUUACGAGUUAUGCCAAAGUUUUAGGAGAUUUGUUCGUGUCAACCUGUAUGCUUUUGUCCAGCAAGACCACCUCCACAUCGAAGCCUGACCGUGGUUGUGGUGGACAAUACCUCGUUCCACUCGUCAUCAGCAUACCGUCCAUCAUCCGUCUACGGCAGUGUCUAAUCGAGUUUGUACGUGUUCGAAAGAAUAGGACCGCAGACUCUGGAUGGGGUGGUCAACACCUUGCAAACGCCUUGAAAUAUGCGACCGCCUUUCCUGUUAUCAUCCUGAGCGCGAUCCAGAGGGGCUACGAUCCAAAGAGGAUCAACAUGUCUGAAACGGGUCUUUUUCGCCUAUGGCUUUUCUUUGUUUUUAUAAAUUCAUUCUACUCUUUCUACUGGGAUGUCGCCAAAGAUUGGGAUCUGAGUCUCUUCUCGUCUGCACGCGAACGGAACAACCCCGAGCAUCCUUGGGGCUUGCGACGCAAUCGCUAUUUUCACGCCAGGCAAAUGUACUAUACUGCCAUCGUUAUUGAUUUCUUCCUACGGUGCACCUGGAGCAUCAAGCUAUCACCACAUCUGGAUCACUUCAACGAUCUAGAAGGAGGGAUCUUCCUCAUGGAGCUGCUGGAGGUUGUCCGUAGAUGGAUGUGGAUUUUCUUGCGCGUUGAGACAGAAUGGGUUAGGAAUAAUAAAGGGCCAGCGCCAGACGAUAUCUUGCUUGGUGAAUUUGGGGCAAAGAUAGACGAGGACUAG
Messenger RNA from Lithohypha guttulata, 1218 nucleotides. RefSeq names its product protein-ER retention protein (gene ERD1). NCBI's taxonomy places the organism in Eukaryota, Fungi, Ascomycota, Eurotiomycetes, Chaetothyriales, Trichomeriaceae. The record is from RefSeq and is a predicted model, not a curated record. Gene Ontology annotation, cellular component: cytoplasm; membrane. The coding region runs from base 1 to 1218 and encodes 405 amino acids. The transcript has 3 exons.